CGACAAGGCUGGUCCUUGCUUUAAUUCCCAUAAUUGAUCGCAUACUCAAACACACCAUCUUUCCCCACUCAGUAUCCCCCCGAUCAUUACAAUGGCCCCCCGCCUCACCUCCAAUCCCAGCCUAAGCGUUGCCCCCGAACCCCUCACUCGGGAUGCCUUCGCGCCCUUUGGCACCGCCGUCUACUCCCCUCUCCCACGCGACUUCUCAUCACCCCCAUCGUCCGUAUCUUCCCUGACACCACACGAUCCCGCGCCCGUGCUCGCCAACCAGAACUCGGCGCUCAAAUACAGCAGCAUCUCCCCACUGCUGAACGAGUACCCGGAUCGCUGUCCCAGCGGGAAGGCCUCCUCCGGCCGCAUGACCAUGUUCUCCUGCUUUCCGCGCUCGCUGCGCACUGUCCAGUCGUCGUCGCGAUCAUCUGCAGUCUUCGACGUCCGCAUCCUCGAGCGCCACCCCUUCACCACCCAGACAUUCACCCCCAUCGACCUAUCCUCGCAGACGCGCGCCGGCGACCACGAAGAGCCCUUCUUCCUAGUAGUCGUCGCUCCAACCCUCAAGGGCACGACUACGACUGCGAAGACGACUAACGGAGAUACCGUCACCGUCCAAGACCCGCCGGAUUUGUCGCGCUUGAGAGCCUUUGUAGCCCGCGGCGGUCAGGCGGUCACUUACGGGGUGGGGACGUGGCAUGCACCGAUGGUUGUGCUGGGGCCGAGACGCGUGGAUUUUGUGGUCGUGCAGUUUGGGAAUGGGGUUGAUGAGGAGGAUUGUCAGGAGGUGGAGUUUGGGGAGGGCGUUGUUGUGGAUUUGGGGGGGAGGGGCAGUGGGAGCGCGAGGCUUUAGUUGAUAGAAUGGAGGAUGAUAUGUAUAAAAAAUCUAGAAG
Messenger RNA from Aspergillus candidus, 884 nucleotides. RefSeq names its product ureidoglycolate hydrolase. NCBI's taxonomy places the organism in Eukaryota, Fungi, Ascomycota, Eurotiomycetes, Eurotiales, Aspergillaceae. The transcript has a single exon. Gene Ontology annotation, molecular function: ureidoglycolate hydrolase activity; ureidoglycolate lyase activity. Gene Ontology annotation, biological process: allantoin catabolic process. Bases 92 to 844 code for a protein of 250 amino acids. The record is from RefSeq and is a predicted model, not a curated record.